Portunus trituberculatus (swimming crab) is the source of this 3009-nucleotide messenger RNA. RefSeq names its product kelch-like protein 12. Gene Ontology annotation, molecular function: protein binding. The record is from RefSeq and is a predicted model, not a curated record. Lineage: Eukaryota; Metazoa; Arthropoda; Malacostraca; Decapoda; Portunidae.
GUCGUUAUCAUAGAAGACAAGACAAGCUGUGAAAUUGAGAAGUUGAAAGUAAACACUGAUUCUGUAUAAACUGCCGACUGCUAAUUAGGAAAGCAUAAUGUGAACAGGUAGCGUGAAACAGUAUGGGGAUAGAGAGAAAAGCAGAGGGCAGGCAGUAAGGAAGGAAAAAAGGAAGAUGUGUUGAGAGGCAGCCGAUUAUAGGGAACUGUGGUCACAAAAGGUGAUCUGCAACACGGUACAGUAACAGUUUAUUUACACCAUAUAAAAACCUCUGGUCGAUACGUAAGAGGAAAGACUACAUCCCCUCAGCUAACCCGUCACGCAUAGACACCAACGAACAGCUGACACGGAAAACAACAGCUGGUUAAAACAAUGAAAGGGAUGGAGGUGAUGCUCAAAGUGAAAACUGUGCACGAUCUUACAUUUCUACAUCGAAGUAGUUAUAUAAUGAGUGUCAGUCUGUACAUCCAGCACCGUCACAAUAUGAGUCGUAAUUAAAGUGGUAGCUAUCAUGAGUGCGCCGUGCUGGUCAUGCAAUCUGGUGGGUGAGGAUCACCGUGCUCCACCCUUCGGGCUCCCCUCCCUCUGCCAUGACAUGGUAGAGGGCGUGUCGGACAGCGGCUGGCACGCCACCCUGACACGGGGGUUGAACGAGGCGUGGCAAACCAGACUAUUCACUGACCUCGUCAUCAGGACUCAGGACCAAGUCAUUCAUGCUCACAAGGUUAUUCUCGCAGCAGCGUCACCUUACUUCAGAGCCAUGCUGUCCGCCGGGUUGGUGGAGGGGCAGACGCAGACCCUCGUGCUGGAGGACGUGUCGGGCAAUGUGCUCAACACAGUGCUCACUUUCGUCUACACAGGCCGCGCUUCCCUCACGGAGCACAAUGUCCAAGAGGUGCUCACUCUGGCAGACUACUUUCAGAUACAUUCCUUGAAAAAACUGUGUUGUUACCACCUCAAAACCCAUCUGGUGUCUCGCACUUGUCUCAGAGUAUAUGAAGUGGCAGCCCUUCACAGGUGCAAUGAUCUGGCUGCUGAGGCAUUGGCAUUGGCCACCUCCCAGUGUUCUGAGGUGCUCGCCCAGCCAGACUUCCUUACUCUGCAGCCCGAGACGCUACUCACGCUACUCAAACAGCCUUACCUCAGUGUCGAAACUGAGGAAACACUUUUCGAGGGUGUAGUGGAUUGGGUUUCCAAAAAUCCUCCAGAGCGGCAGAAAUGGCUGCCUGUUCUGAUUAAGAACAUCGAUCUGGAGUUUCUCAAGUCUAACAGGAACAAGUGGCUGACUGUGCUGAAGGAAAAGCAGCUCUUAGAAGACCUUAAAAAUGUCAUAGAACCUGCUGUGGUGGAAUGUAAUGGCGACGAUGAGGAUUGUGAAAACCAGUACUCUCAAAAGACGAUAAGACACAGUGCCAUGGAAGAGGUUCUGCUUGUGAUGGGAGGAGAGUCCAACGGGCGGCUGCUGCGGAACACCGAGUGCUUUGCGGUGGGUUACUCGUCCUGGCGGUGCAGCAUUCCUGAGGUGGCGAGAAGACCUAACAACCGUAGUUACCAUCAGCUGCAGGUGCUGCCUCCCAUGCAGCACGCACGAGCUUACUGUGCUGUGGCUACUCAGCAAAACAUGGUUUACGUUCUCGGGGGACAAACUACCAAAACCUUCCUUGCAUCGUGUGAGUGUUACAAUGUUCUCAGCAACAGUUGGCACCACCUGAAUGACUUGCCAGAGGCCAUGCAUGGGUCAGGGGCUGCCUUCCUUGAUGGUAGCCUAUAUCUGGCUGGAGGGAAGUCACAGGAGCGUUAUCAUUCAGGACUCUGGGUGUAUAGUGAGUACAAAGAUACAUGGUCAAGUCGUGGCUCCAUGGGGCUUGGCAGGGCACACUUUGGUCUGGCAGCACUACAUGGCUCCCUGUAUGCAGUGGGUGGUGUGGGUUGGGCAAAGGGAGGGAGUCAGAUCUUGGACUCCUGUGAAAAGUAUGAUCCAGGAGCAGAUGUCUGGGUUCCUAUUGCCUCACUGGGCCAAGCACGGGCCUAUCUCGGUGUGGCAGUGAUCCAUGACCACCUCUAUGCUAUAGGAGGCUACAAUGGCUCACAGUGGCUCAACUGUGUGGAAAGAUACGACCCUCUCAGAGAUCAGUGGACUUCAGUGUCUCCCAUGAUCAGUGCACGGAGCAGCUUUGGGGUGACAGUCAGUCAUGGGAGGAUCUACUGUCUGGGAGGCUUCAGUGGAGAAUCAAACCUAAACUCAGUUGAGAAGUACAAUCCCCGCACUAACAUGUGGCACUGUGUACAGUCCAUGCAGCUGCGGCGGUAUGGUUUGGUGGCAGCAACUGUUAGUGUUCCAGGAGCAGUGAGGUGAUGACUGCUGUAUGCUCAUGUGUGAAGAUCCUCUAGUAUCUCAAGCUAUGAAAAUGCCAUUGUGAUUCAGUAUCAAGAAGCUGAGGUUGCUUUGCAUUUGUGAGUUGCUCAUGUAUGAAUGUCCUAUUGUAUCUCAAGAUGUGAAAACACAGUAAAGUCUUAUGUUAAGAUGUUCAGUAUGUUUGAAAGAGUUGUCUUGCAUUCACCAAUUCCUCUCUGAUGACAGCUGUAUAUUGUCUUACAGUCUCAAGCUAUAAAAAUAAUAGUACCAGAGUGCAUGUUUUUCUUCUGAUUUAAAAUGACAUACUUUCAAUGUGAUGUGAUAGGCUGUAACAUGAGUUCACUCUAUGAGGACAAUACUUGAUAUGUGAAACCUAAUCUUCCAUUUAUGUAAGCAAUAAAUGUUGUAAUUCAUUGAUGAAGCUAGAAAUAUUUGCAGAAGGAAUGAUGGUAUGGAAAUCUGACUUUCUUCCAAUCAAGUAAUGAAGACAUGUCAAAAUGAAUGUUUUCUUGCUAACAGACCAAUCUUAAUGUUCAACACUAACAUUUGCAUACUCCAUGAGUGCUUCUGCAUUGUGUAGCGUGGUGAGUGUAUCAAUCAGAAUCUGUACCUGUGUAUUUGUGUGGUGGUGUAGUGAAAGAGAUGCCAUAUAA